Prorocentrum cordatum is the source of this 305-nucleotide messenger RNA. NCBI's taxonomy places the organism in Eukaryota, Dinophyceae, Prorocentrales, Prorocentraceae. The record is from the annotation of a GenBank genome assembly.
GCGCUGAGGGGCCAGAGGACUACACGUUCCUCUCUUUCGGCGAGGCUGGCUACAGUGACACCGUCUUGGAGGAUUUCAGCGAGCUCUUGGCGGACUUUGAGCAUGACUGCCGUGCUGCUGCCUGGCGAUUGGCUGCCAAGCAUCCUGAUGGUGAACAGCUCGCUGACGGAGCAGAUCUGCAUGGGAUACAACGUGAAUUGGAUGCCUUCGCCAAGAGCGGCGCCAUGGACAUGUGGGGUGCGACGGUCUCGGUCAUAGCAGGAGGCCAGUGGGCGCAGCAGAGGCAGCACGAGGCAGGGUACCAG